AUGCAUGGAGAGGAACAUGAGGGUUCACGCAAAUUGGGAUUCAGCGGUGCCUACAAUGUCCCGUUGAGAAGAACCCUUUCGAUGGCACGAUGCGCAUCUUGGAUUGUGACGAUGUCCCGAUACGAUAAUGCAUGGGCUAUCAAGGGAAUUGGGGAAGGGCACAACAGUAUCCUGAUGCACAAGGACUUUACCGAUGCCGAUAAACUUGAUCUUUCGCAGGCUGGAAAGAUUCUUCCUUAA
Molecule: messenger RNA, 240 nt
Organism: Penicillium samsonianum
Lineage: Eukaryota; Fungi; Ascomycota; Eurotiomycetes; Eurotiales; Aspergillaceae
Product: agmatinase
Exons: 2
Coding region: 1-240 (79 amino acids)
Source: RefSeq, a predicted model, not a curated record